GAGGGGGGGGGGCGAUUAUAACGGGAGCGGAGUGUUGACAAGCGGGGCAACGUGGAGACGACAUGAGCUGAACUGAACUGAAGCACCAGGAGCGGAUAGGAACGCGGCUCGAGGACCGCAUUCAUUUAUUUUGAACAGUUUACUGUGGAGAGGACCAGACGCAGCUCACAUGAUUGGGGCAUGGAGACAGAGAUUACCGAAGGUGACGUGCCUCCCUAUUACCGAGAAGUAUAUGAUGCAAUUUGCUGUAAGCUGGAAGACCGAGUGCAGGGAAGUGUCUUUCACAAACUGUUGAAUAGAACCAAGCUGCCACCCAUUACACAGAACCAGAUUGCUGAACUUGUGGAAUCGUCAAAGGAAGAGCCUCUCUCAAGGUCUGCUCUGUACAAAGGUCUGAUGUUGAUUGCCCUGGCUCAGCAGGGGAAGCAGCCUUCGGCCAAACUGCUGGAGAAUAUUGCUCAAGAGUAUCCAAAGCCUCAAUUGGGUGACGUGAGUGGGCUGGAGUCGCUCCGGAUGCAGGCUAGGGGGAAUCCCAUUCUUCUCACAUGGACUCUGCAAGACCUUUUACACAUCGACAUGGUGCAGGUGGAACUAAUUCCGGAGAAGAAGGGUCUAUUCCUAAAACACGUGGAAUAUGAGGUUUCCAGUCAGCGAUUCAAGUCAUCCGUUUAUAGAAGAUAUAAUGAUUUUGUUGUCUUCCAUGAGAUAUUGCUCCAGCGAUUCCCAUAUAGGAUGGUGCCAGCACUGCCGCCAAAGAGAAUGCUAAGAGCCGACAGGGAGUUCAUUGAAUCUCGACGGCGAGCUCUGAAGCGUUUUGUUAACUUGGUUGCUCGCCACCCGUUUUUCUCCAAAGAUGAAAUUCUGCAGAUUUUCCUGUGCUUCAGUGGUCCUGACGUUCAAAACAGAAUCCGUGAGUCGUUACGAGGAGUGGGUGAUGAGUUUCUGACGUGUGGAAUAGCACCAACAGCCAAGGAACUUCUCCCUCCUGAUAUCCAGGCUCAAUUUGGUGCCAGUCGGGAGCUGAUCCGAAACAUUUACAGCAGUUUCCAUAAGCUGAGAGACCGGGCAGAGCGAAUGGCAUUUAGAUCUGCUGAGAAUGCUACUGAUCUCCUACUGUUCGGCAAGGAGUUGAGUACCCUGGGCUCUGACACAACACCAAUUCCAUCGUGGGUAUCGGCAGCAAGCAGCAUGUGGGGUACCUUGAAACAGACUCUUAAAAGCCUAUCUGUGGAGUUUGCAUUACUCGCCGACAAAGCUGCAAGGCAGGGUAAGCGCGAAGAGGAGGAAGUGGUGGAAAAACUCAAUAUCUUCUUGGAUUUAUUGCAGUCCUAUAAGGACUUGUGUGAACGUCAUGAAAAAGGUGUCCUUCACGAGCACCAGCGAGCGUUACAAAAAUACACUUCUAUGAAACGGCAGAUGAUGAGUGUGACUGUGCAAAGCAAAGAGCAGAUUUCUGCGGAGCAACUGGAAUCACGAAUAAUGCAGCAAGAGAACACCAUCCUGACCAUGGAACUUCGGAACUAUUUCUCCCUGUUUUGCCUGCACCAGGAGACUCAGCUCAUCCACAUCUACCUGCAUAUUACUUCCCAUGUGCUGACAGCCUUCAUUGACUCCCAGAUCCAAGGGCAUAACGAGAUGAGUGAAGUGUGGAAGGAAUUAAAACCAAAGCUGGGAGGUCACUUGCCUAAUGGAAUGCCAUCAUCUGCUUAAACUCUAGGCAAUUGAUAGAGCCCAAUGUCUUCUUUUCCCAUAGUGACAUGUCAUUAUGAUUCAAUUUACAAUGUUUCUCUAUUUUGUCUCCUCUUCAAGAAAACAUUCCAGAAUUGCACCUAUCAAGGGAGCAAACAAAUAUAUGGCUAUGUGUGAGGGUCUGGUUUGUGUGCGUACGCUAAAACUGGACUUACCGGAAUAACUCAUUUCCCCCUCUGAUCUGGAAAGCAGAACUGCAGAUGCUGGAAUCUGAAACAAAAGCAGGAAUGCUGGAAGAAUUCAUCCAGUUGAAUGGCAUCUGUGGAACGAGAAAUCAGUUGAUGUUUCGGGCUGUAGAGAAUUCAUCAGAACUGAGAAAGAGAAAGCAAGUUGCUCUAAGUUGCAGAGAAAGUCAGGGAGGGCACUGGGUGGGACAAAGAAAUUGGGCGAAAUGGUGUAAAAUAAUAGGCAGCCAUUGAGUGAACAGGUAAGCUCCUUUGUUCGUGUAAUGUGUUACUAAUGUGAAGUGUGACUGAUUUUAUUACAGUCUGGCCCGCUGGGAUACGUUGAAUAGCCCAGAAUAUACAAAUGAAAGGGAAAAGGGGGAGAGGAAUGGCAGCACAAAUGGGCAGUCCUCAUACACACAGCUUCACUGUCCAUGCAAUGGCUGCCCAUUAUUUUGUUCCAUUACUAAUGUUCCUGUUAUUCCACCUAUUGCCCCCCAGCCCCCUUCCUCUCCCCAAUCUUUCUUUCUCUUUCUUAGACUCACUUACUUUUGCAGUUCUGAGGAAGGAUCUUCGUCCUGAAACAAUCACUGGUUUCUCUUUCCACAAAUGCUGCCUGAAUGACUCAGCUCUUCUAGCAUUUCUGUUCUUUCUCCCCCACUGAUAUGCUCUGAUUUAGAUUUAUGGGCUAAGUUUAUAAUUAGGAGGAUGACUACAUUGAAGCAGGUAACCAAUUGUCUUGAUUUGACUUGUUUGUCCACAGUGCCUGAAAGGGGGAGUGGUUAGUGUUAAAUAAACCCUGUUAAAUGGGCGAUAUGACUACAAAUAUUCUUCACUGCUAUAAUUUAUUAACCUGGCUACCUGACUUUUAAAUGACAGUGAGGUCUCUGUCUUACUGUAUAUUAAUCUAUAUGGAUAGGAGGCUUCAGGGUUUAUGGUUAAUAUCUUCUGAGAUUGUGUUCAAACAGAGCUAGAGCAGUGGUUUUAUUAAUUACUUGCUGGUCCUCUCUCAAACUAGGUUGGCAUUAGAUUUGUAUAAAGGAAAGUGGUUUUAAAAUGGGGUUGGUGAGGUUGCUUCCUCUAAAAAUUGUCCAGUCUUGUGUAUUUCUAUGACCCAGAAACAGACAUGGAUUUAAAGGUUCAUUGAGAACUGGAUACGUUGCAAUGGAUGUACUAUGUAACUUUGUUCUAACUGAAAUUCUCUAUUGCCUUGAGUGUUCAACCACAUUGUGCUUAUGAAAGAGUGUGUAAAAUUGUUCUAAUCAUGUUUUAGGGUGCAUGAAGAUCAGAUUAUAAAGUUGGACUCUUGAAACACCAUUUAUCAUAUUGUCCUAUUACAGGUUUGCAAUAGUCAAGCUCAUAAUUACCAUACAAUGGUGUCUUCGUUGUAUAUAUUGGAGUAGUGUCAAGUCUCAUCAGAAGCUACAGUCAACAGGUUCACACAGUAAGUUGAAGGGAGCAGAAAGAGAAUGCUCUCACUCAAAGCCACUCUGACAUGGAUACUCGGAUCCCAUUCAAGGCAAAUAUUUAGUCUUAAAUCAACUUUUCACUUGUAAUUGGAUCCGAGUAUCCAUGUCAGAGUGGCUUUGAGUGAGAGCAUUCUCUUUCUGCUCCCUUCAACUUACUGUGUGAACCUGUUGACUGUAGCUUCUGAUGAGACUUGAAACUACUCCAAUAUAUACAACGAAGACACCAUGGUAUUGCACGCCAGACUGACUGACCGGGUUCCAACCAAAAAGAACCUAUUAGGAAUUAGGAAACAUGCUCUUGUUCCAUCAAUUAGUUCCUGAAAUGUUCAACCCUCUCACCACCCCUUUGCUUUGACUCAUAACUGUCUGUCAAUUUGCACACAACAGCAAGCUGUGAGGCGAGGUGACAAAAAAAGUCUAGGUGGUUAUUGCAAUAUAUUUCCCGUUAACAGUUAGAUCAGUUAAUUGUCUACUGAUGCAAGCAGCCAGCAUUUGGUUUUUCACCAGUGAUCUUAAUAAUGUCUGCAUGAAGGAACUGCAGAUGCUGGUCUAAACCGUAGACACGAAAAGCUGGGGUAACUCAACGGGACAGGCAGCAUCUCUGGAGAGAAGAAAUGGGUGACGAUUUGGGUCCAGACCCUUGAUCAGACUUCAAUAAUGCCUGUGUGGUUUAUAUUCCUGCAAUCCACGUGGGUUUUGCUGGCCAAUGUUAGUUUGCUUUCAAAAUGUUGAUCUGUCAAGCUGCCAUUUUGAAAUGGAAUUUCUAUUUUUGAAAACGGGUUAGUGCCAUUUUCACUUUAUACAGUUCUGAAACUUUUUGUAAUUUUUGUAAUUAAAAUGCUAGGGAUUUUUUAAAAGAGGAACAGGAAAGUUCUAGCCAGCAAUAUUACUCAAAUAACAUCAAUCGCUUUUAUGCAUAACAAACGUCUGGUCAUAAUCAUAUUCCUAUUGUCGUCAUAUCGCUAAAAAUGAUACAACAGUGACUACAAACAAACAAAUGUAGUUCAUUAGGUAUAAAUGAUAGCUACAAUUGCUGGUCCUUUUAUGCAAGAGUGAAAAAUGCCCAUUGAUAUUUCUUGUUCGCUGGAGUGCAUCCUUACAGAACACCAUUACCUAGUUGUACUGUAUAACUGAUUAUAUUACUGGUUGAAAGCAGCAGAGGGGAGAGGUUUAAUGACACACAAUGUUAAGUCACAGAGGAAGGUUCUCUGAGAAUUGUACUUUGCCAUUUUCAAAAAUCACAAAUGGGUCUGCAGUUCAGACAUUUCAACACCUAAGUUUUGAAUGUUUUUACUCGGUUGUGGCAGGAUGGCUAUGAGAUUGUGUGAAGAGAUAUUUUCAUCACCAAGUCAGCUGUUGCUCUUAGCAAAUAGGAAAUUGAUAAGUGGCAGCAAUGGGAAGUCUGAGAGGCAGAGGGUAUUUUAAAGUAACUGCUUGUGGAGACCUGAGGUGAGCAGAUGUGAAAUAUCUACAUGCCAAGUGAAAUAUUAAUUUUAUUUUCGACAUAAUCCAUUAAAAUGUUAUCCACAGUGCAGGCAAGGCAGGGUUCUCAAUAAAUAUUUUAUUUUUACAAACAGCCGAAUUUACUCAGCAAAAUGUAGAUUCAACUGUUUAAAGUCCUGCAGUAUAAUACUGCAGAUGCUGGAAAUUUUAGUUUAAAAUGUAGAAGAUACUAAGCUUCUGUGGAGAGGGAAAACAGUGUUAACAUCUCAAAUCAGGAAAUGCUACAUACCCUGCUGGUCAGGCAGCAACUGAGCAGCAAGGAAAACCAGAUUACAGUUCUAAUGAACAAUCAUUAAAACCAAAUAGUGCUUUUGUUACAUUUAAACAUUUACAUUUGUUUCAUUAAAAUGAAACUGUUCUUUCCACAGUUGGUCUGAUCAGCUGAGAUUUCCCCCAAAAUUUACUGUUUCUAUGUAGGGUUUCUCCGAAUCCCAUCCUUUUGUGGUUACCAGGCAUAAUUGAUUGGGGAAACGCACAAUCUUCUUAAUACUAGUAUCACUAUAUGCAGUCUUCAUUAAUCCAAGUAUGCCUCACUAUUUGGAGGUUGUCUCAAUGCCUUUGUGGCGUAUGUUGAAAUGUGUUGCAGUUUACUAAUUAAAUUUCUAUUAUAUUUUCUGGACUGUAAAAUGAGUUUGGGUAGCCUUAAUCCUGCUAAUAGUAGAAACUACACAUAAUUUAGCAUAAAUUCAGCAUUAAAAAUU
Messenger RNA from Amblyraja radiata (thorny skate), 5586 nucleotides. It is a transcript of the gene snx8a, whose product is annotated as sorting nexin 8a. The record is from RefSeq and is a predicted model, not a curated record. Gene Ontology annotation, cellular component: early endosome membrane. Lineage: Eukaryota; Metazoa; Chordata; Chondrichthyes; Rajiformes; Rajidae. Gene Ontology annotation, molecular function: phosphatidylinositol binding. Gene Ontology annotation, biological process: intracellular protein transport; early endosome to Golgi transport. The transcript has 13 exons. The coding region runs from base 181 to 1710 and encodes 509 amino acids.